CGUCGAUGUUUCCCGAAAUUUUUAACCUUGAGAGUGGCGCGCUUUCUUAAAGGAAAAGACCCUUCACAUUUUCGUUAAUUACAGAAUUGGCACAAGGACACGCUAAAACCGACCCAAAUUAACCAUAACGAAUGAUGAAGAUUGAAGGAUGAUCUUCUCACUUAACUCCGCUUCUUUUUUCUCUAUUUCCCACACUUCACAGUCUGUACUUCUCUUCCCUCGAAACCCUAAAUCGUGCUCUAGGGUUUUCAGAAUCCUUAGAGCUUGCUCUAAUUCCACCGACGAACCUCUCGUAUCUGUUUCCGGCCGGAGAACUAAUUACGCAGGAGUUCGAUUGGAGGAGACCGUGGUCGAUGUCAAUUCCGAUUCAGGAAAGCUGAGGCUGGAUUCUUGGAUUUCUUCUCGCAUAAUCGGUAUAAGUAGGGCUAGAGUGCAAUCGAGCAUUCGGUCGGGGCUUGUAAGCGUUAAUGACAGGGCUGUCGAUAAGGUUUCCCAUGUUAUCAGAGCUGGGGACAAGGUUAAUUGCACAAUAUCGGAGUUGCAACCCUUAAGGGCUGAACCAGAGGAUAUACCUUUAGAUAUAAUUUAUGAAGAUGAACAUGUACUGGUGGUCAACAAACCUGCACACAUGGUUGUUCAUCCUGCACCUGGCAAUGCUAGUGGCACACUUGUAAAUGGUAUUCUUCACCAUUGCAGUCUUCCCACAGUUGCAUUGCCAAACAGGGACUCUGAGGAAGAUAAUAUUUCGGAUGAUGAGUUCAAUAGUUUUGCUGCAGGCCAGAAUUGUGGCACAUGUGAAACUAAUAUUCGCCCUGGAAUUGUGCACAGAUUAGACAAAGGCACCAGUGGAUUGCUUGUUGUUGCGAAGGAUGAGCAUUCUCAUGCCCAUUUAUCUGAACAGUUCAAGCUACACACCAUCUACAGAGUAUACAUUAGUCUUACAUCUGGAGUACCCACUCCACUUUCUGGACGAGUGGAGAUCCCAGUAGGUCGUGAUCCAAAUAAUCGAAUUCGCAUGACUGCUGUUCCUGGACCUAGUAACUCUGGACAGGCCCGUCAUGCUGCUAGUAGGUAUAAAGUUAUUGAAAUACUUGCUGCUGGUGGUUCUGCAUUGGUUGAGUGGAGAUUAGAAACUGGGCGCACUCAUCAGAUUCGUGCACAUGCCAAGUACCUGGGAAUCCCUCUACUAGGAGAUGAGGUCUAUGGAGGAACUAAGAACAUGGCCCUGUCUCUGCUUCGGCCCAGAAUCCCAUCUAGCCAUCAUGGUCAACUGGCACAGCUGGUUUCGAGAUUGGAUAGGCCUUGCCUCCAUGCCGUGGCUCUUGGGUUUAACCAUCCAAAAACAGGGAAGAACGUACACUUUUCUUGCCAACCUCCUGAAGAUUUUGCUGAGAUUUUGAGUUGGCUUCGUAAAAUUAGCACAGAGAAGAAAAAAGGUCUGAUAUUGUAGCUUCUCCACCCAUGGCGUCACCAAAGUCUUGUGUGAUCAUGUGGACAAAGAGGGGUAGGAUUCGUUACCUUAUCUACUACCCCUAUCUUGCAUUCCCAACCCCAAUCUCACCUGUUGUCCGGAUAUUCCAGUAGAUUCUACUAUCAAGGGAAUUAAAUAUCAGGAAAAAAUGCAUUGACACAAAAGAACGAGGACUUGGGAUGUGGGAGAUUCUUGCUGCCAGAGUGUUUUUUAAUUAAAAUUAUUAAAUCAUAGCUGGCGGAGAUUCUAGUUCUUUAUUUAUUUAUUUUUUCUUCUUUAAUAUAUGUAUCACAAUAAGAAAUUAUAGGGCGCUAUGCAGUCAUAUGAUGUUUUCAGCUGCCCAAUCUAUAUGAACUGAUGAUGUUCAUUAUGCA
Molecule: messenger RNA, 1845 nt
Organism: Vitis riparia (riverbank grape)
Lineage: Eukaryota; Viridiplantae; Streptophyta; Magnoliopsida; Vitales; Vitaceae
Product: RNA pseudouridine synthase 2, chloroplastic
Exons: 8
Coding region: 149-1450 (433 amino acids)
Biological process (GO): pseudouridine synthesis
Molecular function (GO): RNA binding; pseudouridine synthase activity
Source: RefSeq, a predicted model, not a curated record